UUUUGAGUCGCACGGUUCACGGAACUCUUUUCUUUUUUAUCAUAUUCGAGUUUUCGAAUACAUGUAUGCCCUUAGGAUAUCAUCUGAAGUAUAUAUUUGGCAAAAGAAUCUAGAUUGAUAAUGAAUCGAGUUUUAAUCAAUUGUUUCAGAAAGAAUAGGAACAAAUUUAUUUCAAAAAUUUACGAUAAUAACAUUAUUCAUUUAAUUUGAAAAAAAUUUUUCACAAGUAUGGGAAUAUAUUUAACCAUACCUAAUAAUUGAAUUGCUGAAACCCUAUAAUAAUGUAGAUCUGUGUUAAGAUUACUACUUAUUGAGUCAUACAGGAUAAACACCCAAUGUAAACUGAUAAAAUAUAUAAAUAAAACGUUCACCUCGGAGAUAAAAAACGGCGCAUUCAUCAGCUCAACACUUUCAAAAAUGGUCAGGGAUAGGUUAGAAGAAUUUAAAAGGGCUCGUGAAUCGGAAAAUAGUUAUGAACGCUUGGAUUCCACCAUAGUAAUAGAAGAGAAUCGUCUAAGAAAUAUUUUCGAACUGUCGGAAGAAAUUGGUCAAGGAAUUGAGAACAUAAGGGAAAAUGUUGAAACGUGUGAUCAUUAUAUGAAACAGAUAUUUGAAUCACCGUACAUGGAAAAAGAGUUGAGUGAUAAACUAACAGAAAUUUUUCAACAAAAUGGCAAAUUGACGAGAAUUAUCACCUCUAAAUUGAAACAAUUCGAAGAUCACGUGAAGAAUACCAAUAAGACAUGUACCGUCGGCCGAAUAGAAAUGAUUCAAUACAACACGCUGAGGACGAGGUUUAGGGAGUAUUUAAAAAAAAAUAACGACCAGAUGGAAAAUUUGCGGACCUAUAGAAUAAAUAAUUAUAAAACUCAACUGAGAGUGAAAGGUGUUGAGGUUGCUGAUGAAGAAUUUACAGAACUAUUGAAUGGGAGCCAACAACAACUCUUCAACGAUAAUGUGCUUAUCGAAACAGCGGAAGCCAAACGAUUGUUAACCGAAGCAGAAGAACUCAAUGUUCAACUACAGAAAAUCGAAAGUUUAAUCAUAGAAAUCAGGGAUCUUUUCGUGCAAAUGUCGGUUUUAGUAGAAGACCAGCAAGAAUUAAUCGAUGUGGUGGAAUAUCAAACACAAAAAGCAGUGGAAUAUAUUUACAAAACGCCAAUUCUUUUGAGAGAAGCUGAGGAUAAAAAACGUAAAGCUUUCAAGAUGAAAUUUAUGUGCUUUGGUAUAAUAGCCAUCGUGAUUGUGAUAUUAGUUCUAUCCUUUAUAUACAAUUGAUGUUUAAAUGAUUUUUUCACGAUUUUAUUUUAUUUUCAUUAAAAAUCUCAAUCAUU
Molecule: messenger RNA, 1334 nt
Organism: Coccinella septempunctata (seven-spotted ladybird)
Lineage: Eukaryota; Metazoa; Arthropoda; Insecta; Coleoptera; Coccinellidae
Product: syntaxin-like
Exons: 7
Coding region: 418-1278 (286 amino acids)
Biological process (GO): exocytosis; intracellular protein transport; synaptic vesicle fusion to presynaptic active zone membrane
Cellular component (GO): endomembrane system; synaptic vesicle; plasma membrane
Molecular function (GO): SNARE binding; SNAP receptor activity
Source: RefSeq, a predicted model, not a curated record